AUGGCCUCCGCAUUGUGGAACUACCUGGGUCUCCGCGAGACCCCCACUACCCCUACCAAUGAGGCCGUGCGAGCCCUGCCGGCUUCAUGGUACACCUCGCAGGAGAUGUUCGAGCUGGAGCGACGCGCCAUCUUCUCCCGCAAAUGGCUGCUGACCACUCACAAGCUGCGUCUCCCCAACACUGGAGACUGGCUGCAGUACGAGGUGUCCGGCUUCAACUUUGUUCUGGUGCGCGACAAGGAGGGCAACAUCAACGCCUUCCACAACGUCUGCCGCCACCGCGCUUUCCCCUUGGUGACCGAGGAGAAGGGUUCCGCCCGCAUCUUCGCCUGCAAGUACCAUGGCUGGUCCUACGGCCUCAAUGGCAAGCUGGCCAAGGCCCCUGGCUACCAGGACCUCGAUGGCUUCGACAAGAGCAAGAACAGCCUCCUCCCCAUCCACGUGCACCUCGACGCCAACGGCUUCAUCUGGGUCAACCUGGAUGCCGGGGAACAGCCCGAGAUCUCGUGGGACGAUGACUUCAAGGGCAUCGAUCUGCAGUCCCGCUUUGCCGAUGUCAAGUGGGAGGACUACACCUUUGACCACACUUGGGAGCAGGAGGGCGACUACAACUGGAAGAUCCUGGCCGACAACUACAACGAAUGCUACCACUGCGCGACUACGCACCCCGACAUCCCCGCCCUGGCCGACUUGGCCACCUACUCGGUCGACACCAAGGAUGGCGGCAUCAUCCAUGAUGCCCACUCCAAGCCCGACCAGAUCGCGGCCGGGCUCCGCAUCGCUAGCACAUACUACUUCCCCAAUGCCUCCAUGACUGUCUCGCCACACUUUUUCUUCAUGCAGCGUUUCGUCCCGCUCUCCCCCACCCGGUCGGUGAUGAAGUACGAGGUGUACCGCAACAAGAACUCGAGCGACGAGGACUUUGAGCUGAUCAACACCAUGUACAAGCGCAUCAUGUCCGAGGACAAGUAUCUGUGCGAUCUGACCCAGAAGAACCUGAAUGCGGGAGUGUUUGUGAACGGCGAGCUGCACCCGAAGAUGGAGAAGGGCCCCUUGUAUUUCCAGAAGGUGGUGCGCGACGUGGUGACGGAGCACUUCCAGCGCGAGGAGAAGGAGGGACAGGAGUACUGGCCCGCCCGUCAGCGGGUGCCCAAGGAGGCGGCAACGAGUGCGCAGGACAUGCAGUUCUGUGCCAACCUGGGGUGUGGGGCCGGUAAGGAAUGCUGCUCGAAUAUCGGGGCGCAGCCACCGGCGGCGGUCGCCUGGUGA
Messenger RNA from Aspergillus luchuensis, 1269 nucleotides. Its product is annotated as aromatic ring-hydroxylating oxygenase subunit alpha. Lineage: Eukaryota; Fungi; Ascomycota; Eurotiomycetes; Eurotiales; Aspergillaceae. The coding region runs from base 1 to 1269 and encodes 422 amino acids. Gene Ontology annotation, molecular function: iron ion binding; 2 iron, 2 sulfur cluster binding. The transcript has 2 exons. The record is from RefSeq and is a predicted model, not a curated record.